Molecule: messenger RNA, 2317 nt
Organism: Chelmon rostratus (copperband butterflyfish)
Lineage: Eukaryota; Metazoa; Chordata; Actinopteri; Chaetodontiformes; Chaetodontidae
Product: oocyte zinc finger protein XlCOF20-like
Exons: 2
Coding region: 852-1742 (296 amino acids)
Biological process (GO): regulation of transcription by RNA polymerase II
Molecular function (GO): RNA polymerase II cis-regulatory region sequence-specific DNA binding; DNA-binding transcription factor activity
Source: RefSeq, a predicted model, not a curated record
ACUUCUUCCGUAGCGUACCACGUUGUGACCAUAAGAUUCAGUCUGAGAGAAGCAGCAGAGCCUGUUUGUCUGGAUAAACUUGUUGAAGCGGACUUUGUGUAAACUUUCAGGAUGUUUCAGCCCAGACUCAUCUCCUGUUAGCCAACAAUGCUGAUGGAAGGUAGCGUAACUAUCUAGCAGGAAAUAGACGGAGCUCGGCCUCACGGUGCUAGUCGGAGUAGCUUCGACAGAGACCAAACUGUAUUUUUCACGGAGCCCAAAUGUCCAGAUAGAGCUGUGUGAAUAGACUCUGUGCUGUUCACUUUAUUUAACGCUGUUUUCCAUCUGAACGAUCUGCUGCUGUCCGACGAAGCUAAUGAAGCUAACUUAGCCUGCUAGCUGGAAAUAGACGGAGCCGAGCGUCAUUUAAUCAUCAGAGAGAACGAACAGUUUCUAACGGAGUGAGUCUGGAGGAAAAGCUGCUGUGAAUCAGUCAAAAUGUCUAAAGUCCAAACGCUGAGAGCUUUUGUGAAGCAGCGACUAACUGCGGCUGCUGAAGAGAUAUUUGAGCAGUUUGAAAGAACGAUAGCAGAGUACGAGGAGGAAGUUUGUCGACAACAGAAACUACUGGACGCUGUUUUCAAGCCUGAAGUCCGGUUACACAGAGCAGACGUCCAGCUGCUGUUGGUGAGGAAAGAAGAGGAUCCUCCUGAGCAGCAGGACUGGAGAUCCAUGAUUGGAAGAAAUGCAGUGAACCUGAGUCAGGUUUAAACUUUCUGAAAAGUAACAGUGAAUGUCGUUCUGCCAGGAAAUCAUUUAGCUGCCUUGUGUGUGGUAAACGAUUCAGCCAUAAGUCAAAUCUUCGGACACACAUGAGAACUCACACAGGAGAGAAACCAUUUUGUCGCUUAGUUUGCAGUAAAAGAUUUAUACAAAAGGUAAUCCUGUUACGACACAUGGCUCUCCACACAGGAGAGAAGCGGGACCGCUGCAGUGAUCGUGGUAAAAGAUUGACUCAGCAGUCCCAGCUCAAAACCCACCAGUGUGCUGGUCUUCAAUCCUCACAGCUUCAUCAAAGCCAAACUGAAGAGAACAGGGAUGCAGAGCAUGUGAACAGAAAGGCUGAAGGAGAGGACAGUGGAGGACCAGAGCCAGACAAAAAUUCAGAUCCAGAUAGACAUUUACAACCUGAUACUCAUGACAAGACGUCUCACUCCUCUGAACCUGAGACUGAUGACAGUUGUGAUUGGGAGGAGACCAGAGAGCCUCAGUCAGGUUUAAACCCUCUACAGAACAAUGAAGUACCUGUCAGUGAUGUUAAAUGUAAAACUGGAAAAACUUCAGUGAGCUCCUCUGGAUGUACUUCAAGCUCUGACCACAAGGGGCGUCUGCAGAGAUGCAGUGGAAACCAAACAGGAGAGAAACCAUUGAGUUGCUCAGUUUGUGGUAAAAGAUACCAGCGAAAGAAAUCCCUCAGGAAGCAUCUGAGGCGCCAUUCAGAAGGAAAACGCUUCAACUGCUCUUUUUGUAACAAAUCUUUUCAACAGAGAACAGAUAUUCAGAGGCACAUGAGAAUCCACACGGGGGAGAAACUGUUUCGUUGUUCUCUCUGUGGAAAAGGAUUUGCAGUCAAGGCAAAAAUGAGUGAACACAUGAGAAGCCACACAGGAGAAAAACCUUUCAGCUGCUCAGUUUGUAAAGUUAGUUUCAGUCAAAGCAGCAGUUUGUCCAGACACAUGAGGACACACACUGGGGAGAAAUAAUUUAGUUGUUCUGUUUGUGGUUGAAGAUUUGCAUGACAUGCACAUCUGAAAUAUCACAUGAAAACCCACAUGAGAAACCAUGCGGUUUCAGAGUUCGUCACAAAGGAUUCACUCGGCUCCAGACUUUAAAAACACACGAGUGUGUUUGAGAGCAGCAGAAACACAUGAGAUGCUGGUUGAAACUGAUAUUUCAUCCUUUCCAAGAAGUUUGCUUUUUGCUUCAUUCAAAGUAUUUUCUGUCAGCUGCACAGCGUUGUGGUCAACAUCUGUUCUCUUUUGAAAUAAUGUGAUCACUCAGAUCUCAUAUGUGUGUUGAGAGAAUUGAAGGUUUUGGAAAUCAUUUUUCACCCCAUGUGUGUGUGUGUUUAUUGCAUUUAUUUUGUUGGAACAAAAACCCAAGAGACUCCCAAGACAUAUCCCCUCACCCCGACGGCCUGUGUGUGCCUGUGUGUACCUGUGUGUACCUGUGUGGACCUGUGAAGACCAGGUCGUGGGGUUUAAAGUGGGGCUGCUUUAUCAGAAUAAAAUAUACAAAUGAAAUGUGUUGACAGCAGCUGAAAUAUACUAAAAUGUAU